Molecule: messenger RNA, 1293 nt
Organism: Cladophialophora yegresii CBS 114405
Lineage: Eukaryota; Fungi; Ascomycota; Eurotiomycetes; Chaetothyriales; Herpotrichiellaceae
Exons: 1
Coding region: 1-1293 (430 amino acids)
Cellular component (GO): mitochondrion; cytoplasm
Source: RefSeq, a predicted model, not a curated record
AUGAGCAGCUACCAUGUUUCCCCAUUCACCACGGCGGUGGUGUCCUCGAUGCGCCGCCUCUACCCCGAGGCACUGGCAGACAAAUCCUUCGACAAUACCGGCUUGCUACUAGAAGCGCCCUUCAUCCCCUCGCGGCCGCGCAACCGCAACUCUGUCCUGCUGACCGUCGACCUCACUCGCGCAGUGGCAGAGGAAGCUAUCGAGAACAAACACUCCAUCGUGGUUGCGUACCAUCCCAUCAUCUUCCGUCCUCUCAAGUACAUCACCACAGGCGAUACGCAACAACUAUCCAUGACCUUGCUGCUUGCGCACGGGAUCAGCGUGUAUUGCCCACACACCGCGGUUGACACGGUUCCCGACGGCAUGGCCGACUGGCUCUGCGACAUUGUGACGGGCAAGCUCGAGGACCCCGAACCCGAAGCCUACGCCGCGGCGCCUCUGCCUUCUGAAACCGAAGUCACCACAUCAGAGAGCGGGCCCGAGGCACCCUCCAAGGCCUCGACGAGACCGACCUCCCCUUCUGCCGCGGAACAUGACAAUGAUGCCAUGACCGACCCGUUCACCACACCAAAGGCGAAGAUGAGGCUGGAGAGGCCGAAUCAUGUACACAGGACGUAUUCGAAGCCCGGUCUGCCGCUUCCGACGGACGAGUUUCACACCAACGUGAUUUCGCAUGCGAGACACGUAAUAACGCCUUCUCGGCGGAUGGCAAUCGACGCAGCGAACCAAUUCACUGGCUCUGAGAACUACAAUGUCUCGAAUACCGGCGCUGGGCGGUUGAUCGAGUUCUCCACACCGCAGCCUUUGACCCUCUUAAUUACGAGGAUAGCACAUGCGAUUGGACUGCCCAAGGGCUUUGCCGUGGCGAUCCCGCAAGGUCAAAACCUAGGGGAGAUCAACAUCUCCAGUGUUGCGACGUGUCCAGGUAGCGGAGGCGGUGUCGUCAGAGGCACUCACGCCGAUCUGAUCUUCACGGGGGAACUGAGUCAUCAUGAGGCGCUUGCCGUGAUUGAGCGGGGCGGAUGUGUCAUCACGCUUUUCCACUCGAAUUCAGAAAGAGGUUAUUUGUGGGGUGUCAUGAGAGACAAGUUAGCGAGAGAGGUCAAGAGUGAGUGGGCCAAGGUGAGGAGUGAAGGGAGUGGGAAGAGGGGUUCGAGCGAGGAAAUACAGCAGAUGUUGAAGGACGAGAGUGUCGAAGUUGUGGUUAGUGAGAGGGAUAGAGAUCCCUAUGGAAUUGUGGUGCUGGACGACACAGCGGUUGAAGGACAGAAGAUCAAUGGAGGUGGCACCUGA